Pestalotiopsis fici W106-1 is the source of this 1608-nucleotide messenger RNA. RefSeq lists its product as uncharacterized. Bases 1 to 1608 code for a protein of 535 amino acids. The record is from RefSeq and is a predicted model, not a curated record. Gene Ontology annotation, biological process: amino acid transport; transmembrane transport. Gene Ontology annotation, cellular component: membrane. The transcript has 2 exons. Gene Ontology annotation, molecular function: transmembrane transporter activity. Lineage: Eukaryota; Fungi; Ascomycota; Sordariomycetes; Amphisphaeriales; Sporocadaceae.
AUGGCGACACUGCAGGGUAAGGCGGAGAAGUCGUUGGAGAUAGUGCCUAGCUCUGGGGUUGGCGGCAUCGAAGCAUCACAGGAUUUGGUCAAUGCAUCAGGACACACUCAAGAACUCGAGCGCAACUUUAGCUUGCUCUCUCUGGCCGGCGUAGGACUUGUUGUCGGAAACGUCUGGCCUGCUGUAGGAGGUAGCAUUCUCGUCGCUCUAUACAAUGGAGGACCACCUGGAGUCUUGUACGAGUUCAUCACAGUCUCUGUAUUCUACUGGAUUGUCGCCCUGUGUAUUGCCGAGCUCGCCUCAGCCAUCCCGUCGUCUGCCGGUGUAUACCACUGGGCGUCCGUCACCCCGGGGCUCAAAUGGGGUAGAUUAAUAGGUUACUUUGCAGGCUGGUGGAACUACCUUGCCUGGGUGUUUGGCGGAGCGUCCAUGUCCUCCAUCAUUGGAAGCACCAUUGUCCAGAUGUACGCACUGAAUCACCCAGACUUUGUGGCCGAGAGCUGGCACGUCUUCAUUGUGUACAUCAUUGUCACUUGGAUCGCCUGCCUCUCUGUUUGCUUCUUCAACCGCGCCAUGCCUCACCUGAACAACAUUGGCAUCUUUUUCAUUCUCACGGGAUUUCUCAUCACUAUAGUUGUUCUAGCCGUCAUGCCGGGUCGUGGCGGCCGGGCUUCACACGCGACGAAUAGUUUUGUAUGGACCGAAUGGUCGGCCGAUCUCGGGUAUCCCACCGGCUUUGUCUUUGUGACAGGAAUGCUCAACGGCGCAUUCUCGGUCGGCGUUCCUGACGUUGUCUCUCAUCUUGCCGAGGAGAUCCCCAAUCCUUCCAGGAACGUCCCAAUUGCGAUUGGUCUCCAAAUGGGCAUUGGCUUCAUCACUGGUCUCGCGUAUCUUAUUGCCAUCAUGUACGCAAUCAACGACUUUGACGCCCUCUUUGAGGUUGCGUAUCCCAUAGCCGAGAUCUAUCGGCAAGGUACGGGAUCGGCAGCUGCGGCCACUGGUUUACUCUUCCUGGUGCUAGUAUGUAUCUGCAUCUGCCUCGUCGGAUUAUACAUCACGGCGGGAAGGACUCUGUGGACUUUGGCCAGGGACAAGGCCACCCCCUUCGCCCGUCACCUGUCCAAAGUCCACCCUACCCUUCAUGUGCCCAUCCACUCCACUGUCCUCACUGCCGUGCUAGUCACCAUACUCGGGUGCAUCUACGUUGGGAGCACGACGGCCUUUAAUGCCUUUGCCGGAAGUUUCGUGCUCAUGUCGUCCUCGUCGUACAUUGCAGCCAUCCUCCCACACCUCCUCACGGGCCGCAAGAAUAUUACGUAUGGUACUUUUCAUCUGAAUCGAGGCAGCCCGCUGCUGGGCUACGUGCUCAACACGGUGGCGUGCGGCUACAUGAUUGUAUGGUUCGUCAUUUACUGCUUCCCGCCAUCUCUGCCCGUCGACGCAGCCACCAUGAACUACGCGUCGCUGCUCUGGGGUGGCUCGACUGUUUUUCUCACGGUCUGGUGGCUGCUCGGAGCCCGCAAAGGAUACGAAGGCCCCAAAGCUACCGGCGGGACGACGCAGGUGGACAUGUCGAAAGAUUUGGCACAUGUCGUUCCGGAACCUUAG